AUAUCAUGUUAUCGAAGACGAUAAACAGAUAUACGAUGUCAAUGAGUAACAUAAGGUGCUGUAUUGCCUACUUAAGGCACAUCUUAGCCAAGCUUCAACAACUGAGAUCAAACUUGGGUUUUGAUAAAGCACCCUAAAAUGAGCUACGUUGUUGGUGUGAUAGUCCUGCUUGUGGCAAAUGUCCAGUAUGGAAUGGUAUCAAGUUCCGCGCCUAGCGGUGCUGUGUAUAUCCAUUGGGGUCGCAGUGAUUGUCCUGAGGGUGCCAAUGUAGUUUACAGCGGUUAUGCUGGGGGGUCUCAUUAUAGACACAGUGGUGGUGCCGUGGAACCAAUUUGCUUGCCAGAGGAUCCGUAUAUGGAAGGUGAUCAAAAGAUGGAUUUACUUAAAGGUGGUUAUUUAUACGGUGCCGAGUACGAGACUUAUAAUCUAGUCCGCAAAACUUCCAAGUUCCACAAUGAGGAUGUGCCCUGUGCGGUCUGUCAGGCUAAUGACAAAACCUCUGUCAUAGUUAUCCCAGCAAGGAAAGAAUGCUAUACUGGCUGGAAAAAAGAGUACAGUGGAUAUUUAAUGUCCGGACGCAAUGACCAUGUAGCCGCCUCUGUCUUCACCUGUGUGGAUGAUCAACCUCAGAAAUUAGAAAAUGGGCAAGAAAACAAAGAUGGAUACCUUUUCUAUCCAGUGCAAGCACAGUGUGGUAGUCUGAAAUGUCCCCCUUUCAAAGACACAGGGAUCAUCUUCUGUGUUGUUUGUUCUAAAGCCUGAGGCGCAUAUCUUUGAUCAAAAUAAAAGUUAUUGCAUUUUAA
Ostrea edulis (European flat oyster) is the source of this 803-nucleotide messenger RNA. Its product is annotated as short-chain collagen C4-like. Bases 139 to 762 code for a protein of 207 amino acids. Lineage: Eukaryota; Metazoa; Mollusca; Bivalvia; Ostreida; Ostreidae. The transcript has 4 exons. The record is from RefSeq and is a predicted model, not a curated record.